AUGCGUUGCGCAUCACGAUCAGACGAGCUGGUUUUCUUCGUGAACGGGAGGAAGGUGAUGGAGAGGAAUGUGGACCCAGAAGGGACUCUGCUGACCUUCCUACGAAAGAACUGGACCCUUUUGUCAAAGUCCUGGCUGUUACGCCUCACAGGAACCAAGUACGCCUGUGGAAGAGGAGGCUGCGGCGCCUGCACCGUGAUGGUGUCCAAGCAUGACCCUGUGUCCAGGAAGAUAAGACACUUCUCUGUCACUGCAUGCCUGAUGCCCAUCUGCUCUCUGUAUGGAGCUGCUGUCACCACCGUGGAAGGUGUUGGAAGCAUCAAAACCAGGCUUCACCCUGUACAGGAGCGGAUCGCCAAGAGCCACGGCACCCAGUGUGGAUUCUGCACCCCUGGGAUGGUGAUGUCCAUGUACACACUGCUCAGGAACCACCCGCAGCCCUCGGAGGAGCAGCUCAUGGAAGCCUUGGGAGGUAAUCUAUGCCGCUGCACUGGGUAUCGGCCAAUACUUGAGAGUGGAAGGACUUUCUGCAUGGAGUCAAACAGCUGUCAACAGAAAGGAACGGGAAAAUGCUGCUUGGAUUGGGGAGAAAAUGACUCUUCCCCACUUGGCAAGAAAAGUGAGAUUUGCACGAAGUUAUUUGCGAAAGAGGAGUUUCAAUCCUUGGACCCAACCCAGGAGCUCAUAUUUCCCCCAGAACUCUUGAGGAUGGCAGAGAAUCCAGAAAAACGAACACUGACCUUCUAUGGAGAGAGAGUUACCUGGAUCUCUCCUGGGACCCUCAAGGAUCUCCUGGAGCUGAAAGUGAAACACCCCGAGGCCCCUCUCGUUCUGGGCAACACCUCACUGGGACCUGCAAUGAAAUUUCAAGGACAUUUUCAUCCAGUUUUCCUCUCUCCUGCAAGGAUCUCUGAGCUGAGUAUGGUGACAAAAACAAGUGAUGGACUGACAAUAGGUGCUGGCUGCAGCCUGGCCCAGAUGCAGGACAUCUUGGCUGAGAGGAUAGCUGAGCUCCCAGAAGAGAAAACACAGACGUACCGAGCCCUCCUGAAGCACCUGAGGAGUCUGGCAGGCCAGCAGAUCCGGAAUAUGGCAUCCUUAGGGGGUCAUGUGAUAAGCCGGCAUUGCUGUUCGGACCUGAAUCCAGUUCUUGCUGUGAGCAACGCUACCCUCAAUCUGAUUUCAGCAGAAGGUACGCGGCAGAUUCCUCUAAAUGAACAUUUUCUUGCUGGGUUGGCAAGUGCAGACCUUAAGCCGGAGGAAAUUUUGGAAUCUGUGCAUAUCCCGCACUCUCAAAAGUGGGAAUUUGUGUCCGCCUUCCGACAGGCUCAGUGCCAGCAGAACGCCUUGCCCCACGUGAAUGCCGGCAUGCGAGUCCUUCUCAAAGAAGGCACAGACAGCAUUGAGGACCUGAGCAUCGCCUAUGGAGGGGUGGGGGCUGCCACCAUCAGUGCACACAGAUCCUGCCAGCAGCUCCUCGGGAGGCGCUGGAAUGAGUUGAUGCUGGAUGAGGCUUGCAGGCUGCUUCUGGAUGAAGUCUCGCUCCCAGGCUCAGCCCCAGGUGGCCGGGUGGAAUUCAAGAGGACCCUAGUCGUCAGCUUCCUCUUCAAAUUCUACCUAGAGGUUCUGCAGGAACUGAAGAAGCUGGUGAAGCUAUUCUGUGUGCCUGACAGCCGUCAUCAUUCUGAAGUUUCAGACCAAUUCCUAAGUGCUCUCGAAGAUUUCCCAGUCACAAUACCCCAGGGAGUCCAAACGUACCAGAAUGUGGAUCCUCACCAGCCUCUCCAAGACCCAGUUGGACGCCCCAUCAUGCACCUGUCAGCUCUUAAACAUGCCACUGGGGAAGCCAUGUUUUGUGAUGACAUUCCCAUGGUAGAUAAAGAACUUUUCAUGGCUUUGGUGACCAGUAGCAGGGCUCAUGCAAAAAUCAUAUCAAUUGAUGUGUCCAAGGCCCUUGAACUACCGGAAGUGGUUGAUGUGAUAACAGCUGAAGAUAUUCCAGGCACCAAUGGCGCUGAAGGUGACAAACUGCUGGCUGUAGAGGAGGUAAUCUGUGUGGGCCAGAUCAUCUGUGCUGUGGUUGCUGAGACAGAUGUACAGGCAAAACGAGCAACUGAAAAGAUAGAGAUCACCUAUGAAGAUCUGGAACCUGUAAUCUUCACCAUCAAGGAUGCCAUAAAACACAAUUCAUUCCUGUGCCCUGAAAAAAAACUUGAACAAGGAAAUAUUGAGGAGGCCUUUGAAAAAGUCGACCAAAUUAUUGAAGGAGAGGUCCAUGUUGGAGGACAGGAACAUUUUUACAUGGAAACGCAAAGAGUGCUUGUUAUUCCAAAGACAGAGGACAAAGAACUGGACAUUUAUGUGUCCACACAGGACCCAGCCCACGUGCAGAAAACAGUGUCUUCUACUUUAAACAUCCCCAUCAACAGGAUCACCUGUCAUGUAAAACGAGUGGGUGGAGGUUUUGGAGGGAAGGUAGGAAAACCAGCUGUAUUCGGGGCGAUUGCAGCUGUGGGUGCCAUCAAAACAGGUCAUCCCAUUCGUCUUGUCCUUGAUCGUGAAGACGAUAUGUUAAUAACUGGAGGAAGGCACCCAUUAUUUGGAAAAUAUAAAGUAGGAUUCAUGAACAACGGGCGGAUCAAAGCUCUGGACAUUGAGUGCUACAUUAACGGAGGAUGCACGCUGGAUGACUCUGAGCUGGUAACAGAAUUUCUAAUACUAAAGCUGGAAAAUGCAUAUAAAAUUCGCAACCUCAGGUUCCGGGGCCGUGCAUGCAUGACAAAUUUACCGUCCAAUACAGCCUUUCGUGGAUUUGGCUUCCCACAAGGAGCCCUAGUAACAGAAUCGUGCAUCACAGCUGUGGCAGCCAAAUGUGGCCUUCCGCCAGAAAAGAUUAGAGAGAAAAAUAUGUACAAAACAGUUGACAAAACCAUCUACAAACAAGCAUUCAACCCUGAGACCCUGAUAAGAUGUUGGAAUGAAUGUCUGGACAAGUCUUCCUUUCACAGCAGAAGAAUGCAAGUCGAAGAGUUCAAUAAGAAGAAUUAUUGGAAGAAGAAAGGCAUUGCUAUUAUUCCCAUGAAGUUUUCAGUUGGCUUUGCUGCAACAAGCUAUCAUCAGGCAGCUGCACUGGUUCAUAUCUACACAGAUGGGUCUGUGUUGGUCACACAUGGAGGCAAUGAACUGGGACAAGGUAUUCACACCAAAAUGCUGCAGGUGGCCAGCCGUGAGUUAAAAAUACCCAUGUCCUGUAUCCACAUCUCUGAAACGAGCACAGCAACAGUACCUAAUACAAUUGCUACAGCAGCGUCUAUCGGUGCAGAUGUCAAUGGCAGAGCUGUGCAGAAUGCUUGUCAGAUCCUUCUGAAACGCCUCGAGCCCAUCAUUAAGAAACAUCCGGAAGGUACAUGGGAAAACUGGAUAGAAGCUGCAUUUGAACAAAGAAUCAGUCUCUCAGCCACUGGAUACUUCAGGGGCUACAAGGCCUUCAUGGACUGGGAGAAGGGAGUGGGGGACCCAUUUCCUUACUAUGUCUAUGGAGCUGCCUGUUCUGAGGUUGAAAUUGACUGCCUGACAGGUGCUCACAAGAAAAUCAGAACGGACAUCAUCAUGGAUGCAUGUUGCAGCCUAAAUCCGGCCAUUGAUAUUGGGCAGAUUGAAGGUUCGUUUAUUCAGGGAAUGGGGCUUUAUACCACUGAAGAACUGAAAUACUCCCCAGAAGGCGUCCUGUACUCUCGGAGUCCAGAUGAGUACAAAAUUCCAACCGUCACUGAUGUCCCAGAGGAGUUCAAUGUCUCCUUGCUGCCAUCAUCACAAACCCCACUAACCAUCUAUUCAUCUAAGGGCCUCGGGGAGUCUGGGAUGUUCCUGGGGUCAUCUGUGUUCUUUGCCAUUGCUGACGCUGUGGCCACAGUGCGAAGAGAAAGAGACAUAGCUGAGGACUUCACGGUGCAGAGCCCAGCAACGCCAGAACGGGUUCGAAUGGCCUGUGCAGAUCGAUUCACCAAAAUGAUCCCAAGAGAUGACCCUGAGACAUUUAAACCUUGGUCUAUCCCUAUAGCAUAA
Molecule: messenger RNA, 4065 nt
Organism: Mandrillus leucophaeus (drill)
Lineage: Eukaryota; Metazoa; Chordata; Mammalia; Primates; Cercopithecidae
Product: aldehyde oxidase 2
Exons: 35
Coding region: 1-4065 (1354 amino acids)
Molecular function (GO): FAD binding; iron ion binding; oxidoreductase activity
Source: RefSeq, a predicted model, not a curated record